GAGUGCCGCUACGGCCAAACACUUUCGGCUAUCGAUCUGUCUAUCGACAUGUGUGGACCCUGAGGUUUUUGUUUGUGUAAAGUUUAUUAUUGUAAUACUGCAAGUACUCGAAAUAUCGUGCGGAUGUUUUCGCGGUAUUUCUUUUCCGAUCCGAGCAAUUAUCGCUGGUACCGCGUUCUCCAAAUUGAAUCUGAGCUUUCGGCCGCUGCGCGGCGGAUCUGAUGGUGAUUUUCAAGAGCUUUGUUUGUAUGGUGACAGUCUGCAAGAAACACGCGAGAACAGUGCACGAAUAUAUUACGAAGGAAGUAAGACACUCGUCAAAAAGAUUCGACUGCAUGCUGGGAUUAAUUCGCACUCUAAAAUGGCAGACAGCCUGAUUCCUAGGCUUCUAGUUUCCAAUUCAUCAAAAGUGUCGAUUCAUUCCGUCGAAAGUGCGAAAGCUGCGGCCUUUAGCAUUGACAGGCUGCUCGCACCCUGCAAAGAAUCCGUUCAAGGUACUUCUACGACGUUUCAGGAUCAACAGCCGAAUAUUUUUCGCAAUGAAACUAUCCUUCGAUCAGAGUCUACCGAACAAGAAUCGAGGCUGACAAGAACCGUGCCAGACUCUUCGAUGUCAGUGACGGAAGAAGAGGAACAAAUAGACCUCGAAGACGUGGAUAUAGUUUGUUCAACCUCACCCGAGCCCGAAAUCAGCUAUGAGGCCUGCACGAGCAGCAGUGGAACACACUUGUCAUCGAGCAGCAUCGCCGGGGAUGACAACCCCUUGGGGCGACCCGGAAGCGGCUGUGGAACCAGCGACGAAGAGCGGAAGAAGCGACCACGCACCGCGUUCACUGCCGCCCAGAUCAAGUCCCUGGAAGCUGAGUUCGAGAGGAACAAAUACCUGAGCGUCGCUAAGCGAUUGCAGCUGAGCAAAAGCCUCAAGCUCACCGAGACUCAGAUUAAAAUUUGGUUUCAAAAUCGACGAACAAAGUGGAAAAGAAAGUAUACUAACGAUGUCGAAUUGCUAGCUCAACAGUACUAUUCCAGCUUGGGAAUCCCAACGCCAAGGCCUAUAUUUGUUGGUGAUCGUCUAUGGUUUUUCAACUACCCGGGGCAGCCAACGCACCCGGGAAGCCCGUUGCUGCCGUCGCUGUCUCACCUGACUCCGAUGGCUAUGCCUCCAUCAAUGCCGAGUGUGCAACCAUUGCCGAGCAAUCUUUCUCCUGGUCAGCACGCCGCCAUAUUCCAGGGCCUACCUUCACCCCACUCUUUGCAUAACGCGACGCAACGAUUAGACUACAGACUUGUUCAUCCUCAUCGCACCGAGGAAUCAUGAGAACGGCAUACGUGCAGUCGGAAUUACAAGAUUAUGAAAUUUGAAUAACCGCAGUCGUCAUUCAACUAAAAAUUUGGCGUUCACAGUUUCGUUUUGGAACUACACGAAGGGAAAGAAUUAUUUGAGUCAAGUGAUAUUCGUUUGAAUCAAUUAUGUAAAUGCUAAAGUCAAAUGUGGCAAACGCAAUACUUAUUUGAUUAUAACAAAAUACUUUUGUCGGACGAAACACUCGUGACAACUUAAUGUAGACCUGAAUCCAGCCUCUGAAUGAUUAUGCCGACUCUAUCAAUUUAUUCAAAAUAACACGGCGUGAGUUCAUUGCAAAUAAUGUGAAUUUUCUAUCAAGAAAAUUUGUGAUUGGAAUGACUGAAAAUUUGAUUGAACACACCGCGAUCGUCCUGUUUUAAAAAUAUGAAGUUUUUAUAUCAAAACAAAUUGAGCUUGUUUUAAUACAUGUUUUGUUAAGUCAAGAGUUCAAUGAUCGAAACAGGUGAUGAAACUUGUUAUUAAAAAAAGUCAUUUGCAUUGACUGGGCAUUAGAAAUAUUCAAGAUCCAACCAGUUAUGCCAAAUGAGCUCCGGUUGGAUCAAAAAAGUACGGCAUUCAAUAGGUGUAAAUUUGUUUGGCUAGAUUCAUGUACCUAUUUUAACUGAAGUACCUAAUUUUUUCUGUCAGCAAACAUGCGACUUGGAAGAACAAUAAAUAAACUUCAAAUGAAAUGAUAUUUAGUUGAUUCAAUUUCGAAAACACAUCAAAAGGUUCGCUCGAAUCGAUACUUCAUACAAUCGCGACAAGAAAGGCUUUUGUUAAAUCAAAGCAUUCGCUUGACUAAAUCAUUUUGACGUACUAACUAAAUCGAAAUUGUUAAAUUGAAGUCAUCGCAUUCCGGACAAAUAAGGGAUACUAGAUUCAAGUGAAUGAACUCGGAAAAAAUCUGUUUUGUUGGUUCAAGAAUUCCUUUCCGUCUGUGUUUUAAAGCUACAUACCGGUCUUCUUUUUUCGAUUGACCAAACUGUUAAAAUAUUUGAAAAACUAUGGGAAGCGAAUGAAAAACCUGAGGAAUGAUAGAUACGGAAAUAACUCAUGCGUACAGGUGUAGGAAGAGAAUUUAAGAAUAAUUUUACGUACCUCGUGAUUGAUGCUGCGCCGUUUCGAAUCUUCGCUUUUAUAUUAUAUAUGUAUGGGUAUCUGUAAUUGUGCAGGAGUUUGAAGAAAUGGGAUAAUGAAUAUGAUUUAAAUGAGAUAUUUUACACUGAGAGAAAGAGUUUUUACGUAUCUUGAUAUCUGUAUGACAAAACAAUUGUAUUUAUUUAAUAUUUAUGUUUACAUGAAGGAUGAUUUUUUUUCAUAUUUACAGUAAAUAUCUCGGAAUUUAUUAUUUAUUUUUACAACGGAUGCGAUGUAGGGUGGGUGCACUGCUUUCAAUCACUGUUCUCCCCUUGCUCCACAUUUUCAAUGACAAUUUUCACUUGGCAAAUUUAGUUUGUUAAUCUGGGGGAAGUUUUAAACUGAAACACGAUAAUAAUGUG
Neodiprion virginianus is the source of this 2847-nucleotide messenger RNA. RefSeq names its product homeobox protein MSH-D-like. Gene Ontology annotation, molecular function: DNA binding; DNA-binding transcription factor activity, RNA polymerase II-specific. Bases 362 to 1318 code for a protein of 318 amino acids. The record is from RefSeq and is a predicted model, not a curated record. The transcript has 5 exons. NCBI's taxonomy places the organism in Eukaryota, Metazoa, Arthropoda, Insecta, Hymenoptera, Diprionidae. Gene Ontology annotation, biological process: regulation of DNA-templated transcription; central nervous system development; neuron differentiation.